Molecule: messenger RNA, 884 nt
Organism: Dentiscutata heterogama
Lineage: Eukaryota; Fungi; Glomeromycota; Glomeromycetes; Diversisporales; Gigasporaceae
Source: the annotation of a GenBank genome assembly
AAGAAGAGGAUCUUUCAUGUGAUUUAGAUAUCGAUGAUGAGGAAGAUACCGAAAUUACCAUAGGUUCUGCCGUGGUUGAUGAAAAAGAAAUAGCUGCCGAAGCAAUUGGUGAAAUAUUUGAAAAUACGCGAUCUCAUUUUCUUCCAUAUGUAGAAUCGACUCUCCAAGAGUUGAUAAAACUUUCGAAUCAUCAUUCGGAGACUGUAAGAAAAGUGGUAGUUGGAUCUUUAUUUAGCUUUUUAGCUACAUUUUAUAGUAUGUCAAAUCCGACUAAAUGGGAGCCUGGCUUGCCUGUGAAAGUCCCUAUCCAUGAAAAUGUGUAUAAUAUGGCCAAAGCCGUCUUAUCAACGAUUUUAACCAUGUGGGAGGACGAAGAAAGCAAAAUUGUAGUAAUCCAAAUUUGUGCUGAACUCGCUGAUACUAUCAAAAUCUGUGGACCUGCUAUAAUUGCUGACUAUCUUGUUGCAGCAAUGGCUUUAGUCCUUGGAUACGAUUUUGUUCCCUAUUUCAAGGAGUAUAUUCAUCAUAUUGCCAAAUAUUACAAAAAAACAAAACCAGUUUCUGAGAGAUCUAUGGCAAUUGGAUGUCUUGGAGAAACCACAAUUGGUUUAAAAGACGGGGUCUCAGAAUUUACUGAUCAACUUUUGCCCUUGUAUCUAAAAGCUUUGGCUGAUGAAGAUGAAGAGGUUCGAAGCAACGCUGCAUUCGCAGUUGGGCUUCUUUGUCAGCAUACACGUUUGGACAUUAGUAGCCAAUAUGGAGAUAUACUUUCUAGGCUGCAUCCUCUAUUUACAGGACAGUCAUUAUUAAAUGUUACUGAUAAUGCGUGUGGAGCAGUAUGUAGGAUGAUUAUGGCUUGUCCUCAGGCGAUUCCAAUGGAUCAG